GACUACAGCGGUGACGAAGUCUGCCAAACGGAGAGAGGGAAUCGUUGGUGGCAAAGCUCUUGGCAGCAGCUGAUUCAACCAACUGUAGCACUAACGAGGUGUGUCAGAGGAGCUAGCUGCCGGACGGAGUUUAAGAAGCAAUACCAGAAUUUAUUUUAGUUUCAAUUAUCACAAAAUCCUACACAAAGAUGUUAUUCUCUUUCAACUUUUCGGCAAUUUAUUUCUUACUAACGGUAUAUCUCCAUGUUACAUAUUGUCGUUCGCAACCCAACUCUAACCAAGCAACAUCGGCAGGAGAAAAUUUUGAUUUGCUCAUUUUCACGCAACAUUGGCCAGAGACUGUUUGCUCCCAUUGGAAAGAAAAGGUUCCAUCUCAUCGUUGCUUUUUACCAAGGCAGGAGGAGUGGACAAUUCACGGAGUUUGGCCUACUCAGUUCCACAAAAUUGGCCCAGCAUUUUGCAACAAGACACAGCGUUUUAAUGAGUCUGCUUUAAUGCCAAUAGUCCAUCAGUUAGAUGAGAAAUGGAUAAACAUUGAAGAUGGUACACCACAUUUUUCAUUCUGGAAACACGAGUGGGACAAACAUGGUACCUGUGCAUCCGUCCUUGAUCCUUUGAAUACAGAACUGAAAUAUUUUCAAAAAGGAUUGGAUCUGUUGAAAGAAUAUGACAUGACUCACGUGCUUGCCAAGGCAGGAAUAUUCACUGGUCAAGCUUAUCCCGUAGAGCAAAUCAUUAGUGGUGUGGAAAAAAUUUUAGGAAAAACUAUCGAGGUCGAGUGUAUCACGAGUCCGAAAACGCAUGAAUCUUACAUAUUCGAAAUACGGAUUUGCCUGGAUAAAGGCUUGAAGCUGACUGAUUGUGACAACAUCGUUGACUUUCCUUCAAACUGUAAUCGGAAGAAGCCAGUAAAUUAUCCUAGCGCAGUUCCAUCCAAUUACAAUGUUAUAUUAGUAAAAUAGUAAUCAAAAUGUUCAAACUAGGUGAAUCAAAAAUUGUAUAAU
Messenger RNA from Diprion similis, 1004 nucleotides. Its product is annotated as ribonuclease Oy. Gene Ontology annotation, molecular function: ribonuclease T2 activity; RNA binding. The record is from RefSeq and is a predicted model, not a curated record. The coding region runs from base 189 to 962 and encodes 257 amino acids. Gene Ontology annotation, biological process: RNA catabolic process. The transcript is spliced from 3 exons. Lineage: Eukaryota; Metazoa; Arthropoda; Insecta; Hymenoptera; Diprionidae. Gene Ontology annotation, cellular component: extracellular region.